Symbiodinium sp. CCMP2592 is the source of this 1551-nucleotide messenger RNA. NCBI's taxonomy places the organism in Eukaryota, Dinophyceae, Suessiales, Symbiodiniaceae. The record is from the annotation of a GenBank genome assembly.
AUGCGUUUGAAAGGUUGCCCCGCUAGCGGCAAAGGCAGUGCUGCUACAAAAGGUAGCAAGGGCGGCGAAGCGACCCAGCCGUCGACGACAAAGGGUGGCAAGGCUACCGGUUCGAACGCAAAGGGUGGCAAGGCUUCGGGCGAUGGUGGCAAAGCUUCGAAUGCAAAGGGGGGCAAGGCUACGGGCGAUGGUGGCAAAGCUUCGAAUGCUAAGGGUGGCAAGGCUACGUGCGAUGGUGGCAAAGCUUCGGAUGCUAAGGGUGGCAAGGCUUCGUGCGAUGGUGGCAAAGCUUCGGAUGCUAAGGGUGGCAAGGCUACGGGCGAUGGUGGCAAAGCUUCGAAUGCAAAGGGGGGCAAGGCUACGGGCGAUGGUGGCAAAGCUUCGAAUGCUAAGGGUGGCAAGGCUACGUGCGAUGGUGGCAAAGCUUCGGAUGCUAAGGGUGGCAAGGCUACGGGCGAUGGUGGCAAAGCUUCGAAUGCUAAGGGGGGCAAGGCUACGGGCGAUGGUGGCAAAGCUUCGGAUGCAAAGGGUGGCAAGGCUACGUGCGAUGGUGGCAAAGCUUCGGAUGCUAAGGGUGGCAAGGCUACGGGCGAUGGUGGCAAAGCUUCGAAUGCAAAGGGGGGCAAGGCUACGGGCGAUGGUGGCAAAGCUUCGAAUGCUAAGGGUGGCAAGGCUACGGGCGAUGGUGGCAAAGCUUCGAGCGCAAAGGGUGGCAAGGCUACUGGCGAUGGUGGCAAAGCUUCGAAUGCAAAGGGUGGCAAGGCUACGGGCGAUGGUGGCAAAGCUUCUAAGGGUGGCAAAGCAAAGGGUGGCAAAGCCAAAGGGCUGAACACAGGAAGCCCGGUGUCGAACGCCGAGGGUGAUUCGAAUGCUGCUGAGACCACUUUGGCUUUGGUUUGCCACACACCUCCGCCGAAGCAGGCUGCAACCGACGUGGAUGAGUUGCACACUGGCACUCCACCGAGUCAAUCGGUGAAUCCUGCCACGAGAGCCAAGUCCAAGGGCAAGGGCCAUGCAGCCAGCCCAAGCACCACGGUGGAGGCCAAGCUAGGCUCUGGAAAAGGCCAGGCGCAUGCCGAGGAGAUGCCGGCUGCAGGCCUGGGUGGCAAGGAUGCCGCAAAGGGGGCCGGUGAAGGACGGGGCGCCAAAAGGGCGGCCGAGGAUGCCGAUGACCGACGAGUGUCCAUUCUCCGCCAAGAUACAGGCAUUUCGACUGUCAGUGAUGGCACUGGGCCAAUCCAGAUGGAGCCGCUCGUGACUGCUAUCGACGCCCUGAUGGAUCCCGAGGGAGCCAGACUGCUGACCGAUGAUGAGCGAGAGGCUGUUCAGGACUUCGUAAAGGGCUCGUGGCACAAUGGGCUGCCACCCCUGCUGGAUCCCUGGGACGGCUGCUAUUCAGCACUGUUCGAGUUCCUCAAGGCGUUUAUGCUGGACAGAGACGGCUUGGCAACCAUAGAGGAGUUGACGCAAGAACAAAUCGACCAGCGCAGCUUCAACAAAGACCUGCAAGCGCCACCCAUGUUGCAGUUGAGAUUCCGAUAUCCAUCUUGA